UCACCUGUCUUCACCUCCCUCCCCUUCCUCGCCUCUCAGCGUCCUCCAUCCUCAUCCUCCACUCCCGCCCCCACCCUACCAGGCUCUUCCCCUCGUUCACACCGGUAGUUGUCAUGGCGAUGGAGUCAGCCCCGGCGUCGGCUCCGGGGGUUGUUGCCAUGGAGAUCCCCGUGCGAGGUGCGCUCCCGGUGGUGGAGGAAGACGAGGACUUCAGCGCGCCGCUGCCGGGGUGCGAGGGGCGAUUAGGGCACCGCAGAGGCGCGGGGAGACGCCGGCGAGGGGUACCGUUCAACCGGGGCAGCUACUACAUGCUGCUAGUGAUUGGGGAGAUCGGCACCGAGCACCAGCUGGACACCGCCAGAGCGCAGAUAGAGCGGGGAAUUCGAUCCUGGGACGUCGACCUCAAGUGCUGCGACCUUGAUCAGCAGCUGCAGCUGUUUAUAACUCGCCACUCUGCCCACUUCUCCUCCGAGGUCAGAGGACAAAGGACUCUCCACCACAGGAGUGAUGUCUUAGAGACCGUAGUGCUCGUCAACCCUUCAGAAGGCACUGUUUUAUCAGAGAUCCAGUCUUUAGUCACAGACUCAGCAGGACACAAGCUUCUGGUCUUGAGUGGGCAGAGCUCAGAUCACGGUGCCCUCCUCCUUCAAACUGGUGUUUUCACCUCCCAGACCUUUUCACGUGUCUUUACUGAUCCUGAGGUCAGUGAAUUGCUGGGCACAUCAGCCCCCAAGCAGCAGGCUACACUUACUGUGUCCUGCCGCGGGGAGGUGGGCUGGAGCUCCCUGGGACAGCAGCAGACCCUGCGGGAGUUCUUUGAAUACAAACUAAACCCUGAACCUGUUCUGCCCAAGAUGGAGGGUGUCACAGAGUUCACAGAGUACGUCUCUGAAACCGUCGAUGUCCCUUCACCUUUUGACCUCCUGGAGCCUCCCACUUCUGGAGGCUUCCUGAAACUUUCUAAGCCAUGCUGCUACAUCUUUCCGGGCGGAAGAGGAGACUCUGCUCUCUUUGCUGUGAAUGGCUUCAACAUCUUAGUGGAUGGAGGCUCCGAUCGAAAGUCCUGCUUCUGGAAGCUGGUCCGCCACUUAGACCGCAUCGACUCAAUACUCCUCACACACAUCGGCGCUGACAAUCUCCCGGGCAUCAAUGGGCUUCUUCAAAGGAAGAUAGCAGAACAGGAAGAGGAGCAGUCACAAGGCUCCACCAACUAUAGUGACUGGAUGAAGAACCUGAUUUCUCCUGAACUAGGUGUUGUGUUCUUCAACGUGCCAGAGAAGCUUCGCAUGCCAGAAUCUAAUCUUAAAGUGAAACGUAGCAUCGAAGAGGCCUCGCUUACUUUGCAGUACCUUAACAAACUCGGUGUCAAGCCGGAGCCUCUCUUUCGAGUUGUCAGCAACACCAUUGAGCCCAUUACACUUUUCCACAAGAUGGGAGUGGGCCGGUUAGACAUGUACAUUCUCAACCCUGUCAAAGACAGUAAAGAGAUGCAAUUUUUAAUGCAGAAGUGGGCUGGCAACAGCAAGGCCAAAACUGGCAUUGUGCUGCCCAACGGGAAAGAAGGAGAAAUAUCUGUGCCCUACCUGACAUCAGUCACAGCCUUAGUUGUAUGGCUUCCUGCCAGCCCUACAGAAAAGAUUGUUAGGGUGCUGUUCCCCGGGAAUGCGCCGCAAAACAAGAUCCUAGAGGGCCUCGAAAAAUUAAAGCACCUUGACUUCUUGCGCUAUCCUGUUGCCACACAAAAGGACAUUGCCUCAGGAGCUCCUCCCUCUGUUAUAAAACAAACCAAGUUAAAACAAAGAACGGAUAGCAAAGAGAGUCUCAAAUCCUCUCCGAAGACCACUGCAAAGGCCCCAAAGAAAGAAGUCGAGGGGCAGGAUGAUGUGUCAGCCACCACAGAGGCAAAGAGUGACUCUGUGAAAGAAAACAUAUCAGAGAAAAAAGAGGAGAAAAAGCCCACUAAGACUAUAAAAUCUAAAACUGAAGUGCCAGAGAAGAAAAAAAUCAUGAAAGAAAAAUCACUGAAAAAACAUUCCAAGGAAAGAGUGUCAAAGAUGGAUGAGAAAAAGGACAAGGAAAAAAAGGAGAUCAAGAAAGUGAAGAAGGAUGACUCUGCCAAAAAAGAUGACAAGAAGGAUGCAAAGUUCAAGGAUGACAAGAAGAAGGACUCAUCCAAACCUGAGCUAAGAAAAAUUACUAAGCCUGACCUGAAACCACUUACACCAGAGGUAAGGAAGACAUUACAUAAAGCUAAAGUGUCAAGUAAAGCCAAAACUGGCAAAAGCAAAACGGUGAAGGUUGAACCCGCUGAACCCAAAGCAGAGGAGUCCAAACCUGAAGUUAUACAACCUGAACCGGUAGAAAAUGGAGCUGUUGAGGGAACAUCUGUUCCCUCCACACCUGAAGACCUCACCAAGGAGUUUGAAGAACUUAAAAAGACUCAAGUUAAAACGGUUUCAGCAGAGCUGGUGGACAGCAAUAAGGUCUCUUCUGAGCCGCAAGCAGGAACAGAAGAGAAAAGAAAACACGAAGAAGUGUCUGAAAUCCCACCUGGAACAAAGUCCCCUGAAAAGGAAGCACCAGCCGCAGAACUCAAAGCUGAAGCUAAAGACGAAGACAAGGAAGUGACUCAGGAGCCAGAACUAGAAGACGCUCAAAGGUUUGAAGAUGAGGGAGCACAAACUCAGGAUGAGGAUGAGGAAGAAGAGGAAGAGCCCCCAGCUGCUGUAAAGAAAAUACAGGAGGAGGUGGAAGAAGACAUGGGAAUAGGUGAGGAGGAAGAUGAGUCAAAAUGGAAGGAGGCAAAAGAUGAAGCAUUUGAUAGAAAACACGAGAUAGAGGAAAUGGAGAAGUCAGAAACUCUCUUAGCCAAGGUUGUGACUAAAGAGGAGCAACAGAUGAUUCCAUCAAGGGAUGAGGAAGAAGAGGAGGCAGUGGAGAAGGCUGAACUGGAGGAGGUGGAAGAUUUAGAUGUAAUAGCUGAUGAAGAGAUCAAACCUGAACAUAUGGAUGAAAGCAAAACCACAGAAAUUCUGACUGAGGUCAAAGUGGAAGAAGAAGAAGAAGAAGAAGAAGAGGAGGAAGGCUACCUAUCACAUGUUGGAGGGGCUACUGCUCCUAUAACCUCAGUAGCUCAAGGUGCUGCUGCAGCUGAACCCAUGUCCUACAUCCAAGAUGAAACUAUUCCUGGUUACUCUGAAACAGAACAGACUAUCUCUGAUGAGGAGAUUCACGAGGAGGCAGAGGAGAGAAUACCACAUCUUCAGUAUGACGUCGGUGCCUACGACAUCUCUGUUCCAGAUCAGACGGGUUCAUUUGUAAACAUCCACGGCAUGAGGGAGAUACAAGCUGCAGCCAUGACAGAGAAAGGUUUUAUUCCAGGUGUGCAAGAGCAAGUAUCGGUGUUCACCAACAUCAUCACUGCUCCUCUGGCAGAAGAAGAGCAUGUAUCUUCUGCAACAUCCAUAACAGAGUACGACAAAAUAUCCUCCUUUCCUACAUCUAUCGCUGAAGAUCAGUCGGUGGCAUCCGUUGCAGCACCUCAAUCUGAAGAGCCGCCUAAAACUCCAGGUCCCCUGUCCACUCCGCCUGACUCUACUCAAGGCAAAGAGCAGCCACUUUCUGCAGAAACUCUUUCACCACCUUCUUUGGAAGAAGACAAACAGUCCAAGUCUCCAUCUGAUGAUCUACAACUUCCUGUUGCAGAAGUGCAAAUGGCAGCUAAGGUUGUAGAUACUCAGGAAGAGGAGGAGGAGGAGGAGGAGGAGGAGGAGGAAGAAGACCAAACUCCUAAUGUUGAAAUUUCACUUGAAAAACUCCAAGAGGGCUACGCUUCAACCCAAUUGUUGCAGGGUAAAGAGAAAGACAUUGAAAAAGUUGCUAGCUCGGGGUCACCUGAAAAGUCUCUACAAGACCUCAAACCUGACCAUCUACCAGUUGAAGAGGAAAAUAUUGACGCAGUUACACCUAAAGACAUUUCAUCUGUUGUGCCUACUAGACCUUUCGGAUCCGACUCAGUGACUUCAGAGAGCGAAGAGCGUUGCUUCAGUCCAGAUGAUGUCACUGUGAAAAUGGCCUCUCCUCCGCAGUCUGGACCCUCAAGCGCAGCUCACUCUCCACUUCGUCAGUCACCAGUGGAAGACAAGAUGAAGCUCCCUGAUUUGGAGCUGCAAAAGCAAGAGGAAUUUGGCGAUAUAGUGACCACAACUGAGGACAAAAAAGGUGCAAAAGAUGAUGCAAAAACUGAGACAGAGGUUGAUCAACAGAAAGCAGAUCAGCAUGAAGUAGAAUCUGCAAAAUCUUUGGACAAAUUAUCUGAAAAAGACAUGAAAGAGGCUCCAGUGAUCAAAGACCAAGAAAAAGACGCUUCAUUCGCGCCAAAAGAUGAAGGAAAACAGGCAGAAACUUUACCUGUUGUUGCACAACCUGUAACAGAUGUACAACUACCAGUUUUAGGGAGCAAUUCACUGGAAUCUGACGACAGGCUCACAGAGAAAGAACCUAAAGUGCCUGAAACAGGUAAAUUUCCAGACAGGGAGAGUCGUUUCCUGGACGAUGAUGAUGAUGAUAACAAGAAAGAUGAUGACGAUCAUGAUGAUAAACCUGCAGUUAAAACCAUCAAGGCAGAAUGGGAAAUGGAAAAUGACGAUACUUUACAUGCUGAACAAAUCAAGGAAGAACAGAAGCAGGAAUCUGUCAUUCAGGAAGACAUUUCAGCCAUUAAAUCUGUCACAGAUGAGAACACACAGAAAGAGGCAGUGAUAGAUGAUACUUCUGAUGCUAGACCUGUCAAAGAGGAAGUGGCUAAGGACACAUUGACUGUUGAUAUUAAAGAUGAAUACAAGGAGCCAGAAAAAGACUACACCCCAGUGGCCCAAGAAGUAGAGGUAGAAACUGAUGCUCCUGAGGACAAAAAACUUACAGAUGAACAGAAACAGAAAGACGAAACACAAAAAGAUGAUUUUGACCUCAAAACCACAGGUGAGGUUAAGGAGACACAGGUUAAAAAGGAGGAUGUGUCUGAUAGCAAGAUUUUGAUGGAGGAGAAGGAAGAGACAGAAAAGAGUGACACCCUUCAUAGUAGCACUUUUAAGAUUCAAGAAAAAGAAGUCAAAGAAAUCCACCUUUCAGAUAUCAAGCCUGAGAAGGAAGACAUGGGGAAAGAGGGAAAGGAAGAAGAUCUCCCUUUCAAGGAGAAGAAAAAGGAGACUGAAACAUUAGAUACUAGUCAAGUCUUCAAAGAUAAUAAAGAGGAAAAAGAGAUGGAUAAGAUAGAUUCUUCUGCUGCCACACCCUUUACUGUUGAGCAGAAAGAGGAGAAAAAAGAGAUUUUUGACAUUACUGUUCCUAAAGUCAGCAAAGAAGAAGAAGACAGUAUUAGCAAAAAAGAUGAAUCAGCCAUUACUAUAAAAGAAGAAAAGGGGCAAGAGAUUAGUAUGGAUAUUACACCAAGCCUUACCAAGUCAGAAGAAAAGGAUGCAACAGUGUGUAAAGAUGACUCUGUGGCUAAACCAGCCACAGAAAAGCUAGAGAAGGACAAAAAAGAGAGUGAUGACACCACAGCUCCCAGGGAACUGGCUAAAGAUAUAACAACAAACAUGGACGACGCUUACAUCUUCACACCCACUGUAGAAGAGGAGAAGAAGGAGGGCAUAUGUAAAGAUGAGACUCCUCCUGCUAUUAAACCUACCUUGGCAGAAGAAAAAGAUAAACUUACAAGUAUAGAUGAAAUUUCUGGUGUUAAACCAGCAGGUGAAGAAGAAAAGCAACAAGAGGAAAGUAAAGAUGCUGCCACCAUUAAACUUACCGAGAUGGAAAAAGAUCACCUGACCGUAUCUAAAGUCGAUAGUUUCUCAGCUACACCAACUGAAGCAGACACAGAGAAAACACUUCAGACCGUCGAACCAGUUGUAGAAGAAGAAAAGGAACAAGUAUUGAGUAAAGACGUAACUCCUUCUGCCAUACCCGCCAAGAUGGAGGAAGAGGAUGCAAUGAUGAGCAAAGAGAUUCCUCCUGUCAAAACAAGCACAGAAAUUGUUGUAGCUGGUGCUACACCAGCAGCGCAGGACGAAAAAGACAGAGAAAAUGGUAAAGAUAUUUGUGCUGUGGAAUCAGCCACAGAAGAAGGAAAAAGGAAGACGACACGUGAGGACGAAAUGCUGACUGUCAAACUGUCCAAGGAAGAAGAGACAAUCCAGGAUCAUAGUGUUGCUAUCGAACCCACCAAGAAAGAAGAAAAAGAUACAGACGCUAUUAAAGAUGUAAUUUCUGAUGCAAAACCCUCCAUAGUGGAGGAAACCAAAGACACAGCUGGUGUCAAGUCCCUCACAGACGAGGUAAAGGAGGCUGAACUUAGAGAUGCUCCAUCAGAUGUAAAACUCAUCCAGGAAGAGGCAAAAGAAAUACCAAAGGAGGAAACUUGUGAUAAAGAUAUUAAAAAAGAGGAUGAACAGGUUAUUUCUGAAGGGGCACCCAUAAAGGAGAUGAAGGAAAAAGACACUGAUGAUACCAACUUUCAACCCACUGGGGAUGACAAAGUUGUGGAAAAAAGUGACAUUUCUGAGAAACAAAAAAUAAAGCAGGAGAAGAGUGAUACUGAUGACCACAAAGCUAUUUUGGAAGAUUUGAAGGAUAAAGAAACUGUUAUGGGUGAUGCAACAAAAGAGAAAGAAGCCGACACCACUGACGAGCAACCCACAGAUGCAAAAAAAGCAGAACCAUCUAAAGUUAAAACCAUUAAGGAUGAAACAAUAGAUACGGUCAAACAUCACAUUUGUGAUGCAGAAUCUAUCAAACAGGAACCGGAGAAGGAGGUGUACACUCCAACAGUUUCUAAAGAAGAGAAGGAAAUAAAAGAUGAUUCCCCUCUUGAGCCAGAAUCUAGGAAAGAUGAUGGAAAACUAGUAGGUCUUUCACAGACCCAGACCUUGGAAGAGGAGAAGACUAAGAAAGAUUAUGUUUUUGAUAUUAGUGAUAAACAUGGAGUGACCUCUGAUAAGCUUCCUGAAGCAGAUAAGAAGGAUAUUUUUGGAGCUGCAUCAGUCGAAAAGCAGCCAGACUCUUUGGCAGCAACGUCAGUAAAAGAUGACGUUUGUAAAUCUCCUGACCAAAUUUUAAAGGAUACAAAAGAAAAAGAUAUAGAAUCAGGGGUCAUUAUUGGUGUUGAAGACAAGAUGGGAAAAGAAAAAGAUGAUACACAUGUUGCGGAACUGAGCAAAGAACAGAAAAUGGAAAAAGAGCAAGAAAAAGAAUACACAUACGAAUCUGAAGGCAUCACAGAAGAAAAGAAAGAGACAGCAGAGGACGAAACAAUGAUUAAAGAAAAGGAUUCUGCCAGCGUAAAGACCGAUGAGCUCUCAGAGAAGGAAAAACAAGAUGUCUCUGAUGCAGACCACACCAAAGAGGAGAAAUGGGAGAAAGAGGAAUUACAGGAGAAGGACAUGGACAAAACCAUUAAGCAACCUGCUCUGGUGCUCUCUGGAGAGGAAGUAUCGGCAUCCAAGUUAGAGUACAAACCUGCAUUUGUGGUUCAGUCAUCUGAUGAAGACAGAGAAGAUGAAGAGGAUGAAGACAUUUGUAUGGGAGGAGCAGGUUCCAGACCUUUGUCAGUGGAGCCUAGAAAAUCUGACCAUGACAUCUCUUCUGCAGGUUUGCCUUUAACCCAAACGGUACAGAUGGGUGAUCAAACAAAAUCACCUACAUCUCAACAGCCCACAGUGAUUAUACCUACACUUACAAUGCAGGAACCCUCUAUGGAUGAGGACUUCAAAGAGUUUGGGAAAGAGGAGUCCAUGCUUUUCCUUGAAGCAGACAAAAAUAUUGCAAAAAUAGAAGCUACACCUGCACCACUCGCCAAGCCCGAGCCAUCCUUUGAUAUUCCCACAUCAAAGGAGACAACCUCUGCCAAAACAGAACCAGUGUCAGACUCAUCUGAGAAAAAGCCAGCACUGUCAGCAAUAUCAAGCACAGACAGCCAACCUAUGAGCUACACACUUUCAAGUACUGAAAGCCAAUCUAGCGUGGAGGAAAUGCCACAUCAAGAGAAACAGAUGCCAGCUGAGGUGAGCUCAGGAAUCCAGAGUGCUCCAGAGAAGACAAAACUGGAUGAGAAACCAGUAAAAGAAACAGAGAGAGAGAUGGAAGGAGAACGAGAGGUGGCGUCUCCGGGAUUAUCACAACCUUGUUCGUAUUUUAUGCUGGACAAAGAUUCUGAACAUGUCAGACGCACGGCUGGCCCAGCAAAAGUGGAAAGUGAAAAACUGAGCACAGAGGAGACUGUUAGUGGAAGGCUUGAAGACGAGAAGCACAGCUUUGGCGCCUCUAAGUACGAUCCAUAUGAAAAACCUAUUCCAGGAGAUCACGAUUUGGACUCACGAGAAGUUUCUCUUGGUUUUGAUCAUGCUUCUGACAUCUGUAUUGAUGAUAACAGAAGAUCAAGCCAGGCGGAAGCUGGAGGAGCCAUGUUCCUCCUGGAUGAGCAGUACAAAGAAGAACCUCUCUCAUUCAGCAGAGUCGACUACAGCCCAGUUUCCCUCACAGAGAGCGAGCGAAGCAGCCACCACAGUCGAAGUGCCUCCCCAAGAUAUGAAGACCGUGAGAAAGGCCAAGAGGAAGAGAGUGAGAGAGAAGAAAGGGCAGACACACCAUAUGUUGACAAAAGCUUUUCAGCUUUAGAGGUGCAAGACAACAAAAUGUCUCAAGCUGCUGAGGCCUAUUCUUUCACUCCAAAAGAAGACAAACCAGAGAGGUCAGAAAAAGAGAAAGAUGACAUAAAGGAAGGUGCUGCAGCAGCCUUUCAAACACAGGCACCAGUAGAAAGUGAUUUAGAGUCCAGCAGUGCUGCUCUUCAAUCAGCAGGCGUAAGACAAGAAAUACCCUCUCCCUCAUGGAGCCAGACAGAUCUUGGUGAACAAGCAUCAGGUACUGCUUCACCUUUUGGAGAAUUCAGAGAAAAGGAAGCAACAGAAAAAGACAAAGAAAAAUCUGAGGAGUCACUCAAAGACAAAACUGACUCCUGCGACCAUAGAGAGGGAUCUCCAUCUGGUCGGUACUCGCCUGCAGAAAAAGACAUUUUACCUCAGCAGCCAUCGGUGUUAGAGAGAGAGGAUGCAUCGAGUGAUUCAAGGAGUCCCUCUUCGGCCACAUUUAUAGGACAUGAAAUUGAUGAUAAUGUUUUGGCAUCUGAUUAUAGCGAAGUUAGCAGUUCUGCUACAUCUAAAUCCUUAAGUUGUGCUGAAGGAAAAGAGAGCCUGAUAGACAAAAGAUUACUUGUUGAGGGAGAGGAUUUUAACGUUGAUGAUGACGAAGAUGAAGAUGAGGAGGAGGAGGAGGACGAAGAAGAGGAAGAGUCAAGUGAUAUAGAUAUGGAAAAAGGUGCGAGAGAACAGUCUGAGAAGGAAAUGUGCAGACGUAGCUCUGGUGACAGUGCUGGGUUAGCAGAGGUAGAGGACUCAAAUAAAAAGUCACAGGUCCCUGACUCAACUAAAGAGGAGACUGUAUGUAAGAUGACACCUGAUGAUGCCUCAGCUUUUAAAGCCGUGGAUAAAGAAGUCCAGGAUGUAAGUAAAAAAGCACCUGAACCAAAACCAAUUAAAGAGGAGGCCACUGCUAGAGAUACAAGCACAUCCAAACCUCCUGAAGCAGCAAGUAAAGACGAAGGCAGAACAACUUCAUCAACAGACACGUGUGCGCAGAAAAUGGAUGAAAGCUCUGUUGCUCCAACAGUUACACCCAAACAUACUGAAGAAAUAAAAUUAGAGGAUACUGACAAAAAGCAUUUGUCCCCUGAGCCAUCCACAAAGAGGAGGUUGUCGUCAGCAGAGGGUGUUUCUUCAUCUGAUGUACUAGAAUCAAAAAAAGGAGUUGGAGAUAAAGAGUCUCCAUCACCAGAGUCAAGUCUUUCAUCAAAGGAAACCUGUCACCCAACAUCCACGAGUAGCUUAACUGGCAGCUCUUUGGCAACAGACCAAACUGAUUCUAUGUCAAAGCCUACGUCCAGCCCAUCCUCACCGCUAACAGGUAGCUAUGCUGAUAUUGGACAUAGUAGGUAUGAGAGUUACUACAGUGAAGAGAAUGGAGUAGCAUUGAAGGAUGACAGGAAAGACACCCUUGUGCUCUCAGAUGCCUCCCAGCAAAGUGAGGAUAAGUAUUUAAGCCAAAGAGAUGUCCAAGAAGGAAGUCAAGAUGUGAGGCGUACUUCUGGUAUCACAGAAAAACACGAGGACUCUACCUCAUCACCUUGCCCAUACACAAGCUUAACAUACUCCGCUUCGACGUACUCCUCAACAUCGUACAGUUAUUCAUAUUCAGGGUCUACCCAUCUGAGCCAAAAGCUGGGAGGCAAAGAUGAACCUUAUAAAUUAUCAACCUCUGAAGUAUCUUUGGCCAAAGAGGAACCAUCAACUGCGGCAGCGUCAACAAGUUCCUGCUUUGGAGGGUUUCAAAGAGACGAGUACAUGGAGGUAAUGACAAAACCUGAAACAAAAGAGUCCUUGCCCAGUCAGUUUGCAGAGAGCAAACCAUCAUCUCCAGGCUUGUCUACUACUGCCAAGCAACCAGAAGAUCAAAGUAGUUCUGUAAAGCCAGACGCAAAAUCUUCUACUGACAGCUUUCAUAUGCUUGAACCUGUGUUAAAAGCAUCCACAACAGCACCAUUUUUACAAACUACAGGAGACGUUAAGGAGAGUUCAUCCACAUCAGAAGCACGCUUUGAUGUCUCUCCCCUCCAAAGGGCUGACUCUUCUGACAAACAGUCCCAAGAGAAGGAACCUGAUACCCUUGAAAUGGAGGAUGGUACCCUACCGUGUCGUAUCGAAUGUCAAAAAAUCCAAGUAGCUGAGCAAAAACAGACUUUCUCAUUAAUAACUGAAUCGUGUGUCGCACAUAGUACAACAUCCUCUGAAGAAACAAAGACAGUCGCCAUUACCUCUGCAACCGCUGUGUCUAAACCUGAUGCAACGGUGGAAACAGCUCAACAGGCAGCAUCGGUCACUCCGGUGUGUGACACUGACACUACCAAAACCUCAUGUGCCGUAACAGACCUGCCCAAAUCAGAAGAGGUGAAAGAGAAACAAUCGCAGGUAAAAGAAGAAAAGAGUGCUGGGGAUACUGCACCACUAAAGGAUGAUGCCAAGGUGUCAGAAAAAGAAUCAAGUGAAAAAGAUGAAAAGGCAGACAAAAUGAAAGACACUGAAUUCAAACAGGUAAUAGAAGAAAAGAAACCAGAGGAAAAGAGCAUUAAAGACAUCACAGAGGAGAAAAAAGUAACUUGUGAUCCCAAACUGAGUGAAAAGGUAGAAGAUGGGAAACAAAGGGAGGCCGAAAUAGCGGAGGAGAAAAGCUUAUUGGAGAUGCCGUCUGAGAGAUUAGAGGUAAGGAGAAAGAGCAGUAUAUCUGAUUGGGAGCUUCUACAAAGGCCGGACGACUUUCCAAGUGCCCCCCCUCAAGGUUAUGGUGAUGAUGAUGAGGAAGGAAUGGAGUGGAUGGCAAGUGCCCACAGUACCUCAAAAGACACGUACCACACAGAAACAUCCAGCAAAGGAGAUGUAAAGACUGAUCGCCCUGCGGAUUUGAACACUGGAGCAACUUCCUCCUCUGAAUCCCCGCCAGGAUUCUCCUCCUGUGAAUACAAACAUCGCAAAGGCGAACUUUCUCCAUCCUUCAUCAACCCCAGCCCUCACCAGCUCUCCAGUGAUGAGGGUGAAGUUGAUUGUGGAAGUGGCCACUCCCAGGAAGGGGGUGAGGAUGAUCAAGAGCAGCACUCUGUGAAAAGGAGGUCACACAAGCAGAGGCGCCACCAUGCUCAGAGUCACCAUGGAGAUGCCGGACAGGGACAAGGCCAGCUGCCUGGUGCAAUGUCAUCUGGUUUGGCUGUGACUUUAGCUGGUGAGGAGACACCACCGACAUCAGUGAGCGAGUCAUUGCCGUCACAGUCCGACUCUGAUGUCCCUCCAGAAACUGAGGAGUGUCCAUCAAUAACGGCAGAGGGAAAUCUGGACUCAGACGAAGAUGCUGAGCAUCUGCCGGUGGACAAAUUAUCUGGAGCUGGUGGUGGCCACCAUCCUUCAUCACCACGGUCAUCUCAGAAGACUCACGAUCCCCUUCCCGCUCCGAUGAAGGACCCUCUACCCCACCCACCUCACCCAGAUGUGUGCAUGGUGGAUCCAGAGGCUCUUCUCAAUGAUCACAGCAGUACAGAGAAAAUUCUCAAGAAGGAGCACAAGACCACCAAGGGCCUGAGAAAGGGGAAACCCAAGUCAGCCUCUCCUGCUCGAAAGGGGGAAGUCAGGAAGAGGUCUUCUACUCCAGUGAAACAGUCUAAGGACUCUGCCUCGCCGCGAUCAGCCUCCCUCAGGAGGAAGGACACAGACAGAAGCUCCAGGCUCAUCAAAAUGUCUGAAACCCAUGGUUCAAGGAGCGAGAUACUCAACCCUGGGAAAGGCUUGGUCAAUGGCAUCAAGAGCAGUUCAGGUAAUAACGCCCAGAAAUCCAGUUCGACUGUCCCCCCUGGACCACCUGUCUAUGUUGACCUGGCCUAUGUGCCCAACCACUGCAGUGCCAAGAAUGUGGACCAGGAAUUCUUCAAGAGAGUGCGGGCUGCAUACUACGUUGUGAGUGGGAAUGACCCAAGCAGUGGAGAGCCUAGCCGUGGAGUCCUGGAUGCCCUGCUGGAAGGCAAAGCUCAGUGGGGCUCCAAUUUGCAGGUUACUCUGAUCCCGACCCAUGACACAGAGGUGACCCGGGAAUGGUAUCAGCAGACGCACGAGAGGCAGCAGGACCUGAACAUCAUGGUUCUGGCCUCCAGCAGCACCGUAGUCAUGCAGGAUGAGUCCUUCCCCGCCUGCAAGAUCGAGUUCUGAGCUUCGAGGGCACCGCGCCGCUUUUCCCGCCGCCAACAACCCCUCCCUCCUCAUCAUGACGUUAGAGCGAGAGCGAACAGUACUCUGCUUCUUCAAAGCUUCUCAUUCUCUCAUGGUACCAGUCUCAGACCCAUUUGCUGCAGUCCUCAAUACACUAGAUUCUGUUAGUCAAAAUUCUGGGCAUAUGCUUUGUGAUAGUGGGGCUAUCUCGCAAAUAAUACCGUACUUUUUAUAUUUGUUUUCUUCUGUGAGUUAAAUGUCUGCCCUUACACAUUUCUUAUAGAAGCGCUAGCAGUUGUGGAACAAAUUUAAAUACUUUUCAAAAACAUAUUUACACCUGACAGAUAAACAUAGAUCAUUAUCCCACAAAGGAAUAAUAAUAAUGCCACAGUUAAAGAUCAAGAUUAGUCACGUGUAGCUCUUACAAAGGUGACUCAAAUUACAUUGCAAAGUUAGACCUCCAAGUGGUCAAAACAAGUGCCAAAACACUACUGAACUAGGAAUUCUCAUCAUCUCCAAAAUGGUGUCUAAACGAAUCCGUGAUCAAUUAUUUCUUAAGAUCAUACGCAAAGUGUUUUUAUAAGACUAGAAAAGCUUUCGUUUCUUAAUCCGAACCUUUCUUUUCCAUCGGCGUACACAGCAAAAUGCAUCCUUUGCAAUUCAGCUCAUGCUACAGUAGUGUUUUGAUUAACUCGAUAACGGCAUAAAUUGAUGUUAUGUAACAAAACAACAAAAAAGUUCCUUCUUGUGAUUUGUGGUGAAGUUUUAGGAGGUGCCUGGAAAACUCUUUCUUCUUCUGGCUCUCACAGCUUAGCUGGUGCAUAUUGCUUGUGUUUUAGCUCGGACUCUUCUGGAGAGAACUGCGUAGGGUUAAACCUUUCUUUAGCCGGCCUUUCAAGUGUGAAAUGCAGUAUAGUGUGGAUAGACUACUACACUGUUUGGCUGUCUGCGCUCAAGUGAUUUCAGUAGGCGCCAGGCAAAAGGGACGACGUUUCUACAGUAAUCACAUCUCUGCUGGGUGUUCUUCUUUAAGUCUUUAUCACAGUCUUUGUUGGUUCUGUGUACUCCAGUAUGCAUAUAAGAUUAAUGUUUCAUAUCAACACAGAGUUUCUGUUGAAUAAAUUAUAUAUUUUGUGAUGAUUUGAUCCUGAGGCGAACGCAGCGUUUUAAGUGAGAGGGUUUAAUUCUUGUCAUUUCCUCCUGUUUAGCUACAAUGUACCGUCUCCGUUAGUAUCACAAAGGGAUGGGAAAGAAAAAAACACAACAGCAAGCAGUGACCUGUGGCAAAUGUAGCAACGAAAGCUUGCCUGCUCGUCCCUUCAGUGGUAACGAUAUGCCAGCGGGAACUGCAGUAUUUCUAUUUAUUAAGGAGGGGGGUACUUUUCACAACAAAAACAUGUUACAGGAGGCUUCUUUCACGUGCCUUUAGAGAGCGGAGGAUGUUUUAUGGACAUGUCAGCCAUUUUGAAGCAGAGUCAGAAAAAAAAAGAAGAAAGAAACCAAGCAGAAAACUUUAAAACUGAGGACCAAUCUCUUCAUACACUAAAGUUGUAAAUUGCACUGCGAUAUAGUACUCUCCCACUGCUCAAACUUUGGAACCGUAUAAUUCAAGCCAAGCAUUAAAUCCUCAUAUCAAAAUACUACUUUCUAACCAAUAUGAAUGUCUGAGAGCAACGUGUUGCACCAAAUAGCAAUGCACUUUUCCGAGGCGGGGAUGGGGCGCUGUUUGAAGUCGAAGCACAGAGAGUUUGUGUAGUAGCAGAGAGGAAGUUUUCAAUAAUAUGAAUUAAACUAUGUACAGGACGUUCCUCCAGACUGAGCUUGCUAAUAGCGAGGGACGAGAUCAACGUGAAGCAAUUGCCUGAUGUUAGUCACAGUAAUAUAUAUAUACAUAUAUAUAUAUAUAGAGAGAGAGAGAAUGAGCAUGAAUGUGGGUUAUGGUCACAGAUAUACUGUAGGAAUGUUUUAGAAGUAGUUUUUUGUGUGCUUGAGUAUACAGUACGCUCUGAGUAGCUGUUUUUAAUUGCAGCAUGGUUUUGGUUUUGUAGGCGAGUUUUCUGUGAGUUCACUGUGAAAGGUCUUUCUGCUUGUUUACAGCCAGACUUGAGAGCAGCUCAUAUUCACAUUGGGCCAUGUUUCAUUUCCUAAUUUAUAUGCACAUUUUUUAAAAGAUAUUCACAAUUUAACCUUUAAAUUUGGUGCUGCAAAGCAAAUCCAAUUCCGGUUUACUUUUCAGAGGUUAAUUUGCUCUUUGUUUGAGAUAUAAAAUCAAGAAAUAUUUUAUGUUUUUUUGUUGUUUUGUUAUGUUUCUUUUGUUGGCUGAUUUAAAGCUAAAAAGGAGGGCCAGGAUGGAGGACGCAUGGCUGGUUUUGAUUCCCAAAAAGUCCUUUUUGUCAGGAUGUUGCUAUUAAAAGCUUUCACAGCUAAACUUUAGUCAGUCCUUUACCUCAAUUGGAUUCAAUACACGGAAGAAACUAAGGCUAGACCGCGUCAUCACCUCGGGCUAGCCUGGGACCAGUGCCAAUAUCUUGCUGCUCAUAAGACUCCUUACUUUAUACCUCAUCUUCCAAUGCCUCGCUGUUCUGCCCGCUCUACUUUAGUUUUAAAAUCAAAGAUGGCGAACUCACACGGCUGCCACUGAAUGUUGUUUUCCUUUUCUUUUCAUCAUAGCCCUCAUCCAUUAUGCACUGUACAAGCCUUGAUAUGCAUCCCAUGCUUGUGUUGUUUCAGAGGCAGACAUGGCUUCUGUGUGUUUUUCCUUUCUUUUAAAACAAAUCACACCUGCAGAGAAUCUCUGAGUUUGAUGCAGGUUGUAUAUCAAACAUCUGCGUACGCACAAGUACAUAUCCAGCCUAGCAUGAAGGUUUUAAAAUGACUCCCCUGAAGACAUGUUUAAAUGUCUGUGAACCGAUCAAGCAAGCAAAAAGUCCUUUUCACUUCUCCUUUCGAUGCUGUAUGAGCUGGGAUCAAAGCAGGAAGAAGCUUUUUAUUAAAUGUGCGAAUCAGAUUUUAUGGAUGGUCUGAUUUGUUGUACUGUCUUUGAAUAAUGUUUUUAAGUUGGCAGAUUCCAAAUACCCGGCCUUGAGAUUUUUUUCCUGAGGCAUUAAGUAGAACGCUGUGAAUCACUCAAUACUGAACUGUAUUGCUAUACAGAAGCUGAAUGCACUAUACAGGAGAUCUAUUUUUCUGAAUGUAGAGUUGGUACUACCAUAUGAAUGCUGCUGGAUCAAAAACAAUAGACAAAAACAAAGAAAAAAUGCAAAUACAAAAAAAACAUUCACACCAACUUAGACAGAAAUAAAUGUAACGGCGUGCAGAAGGCGAGCAGAUACUGCAGUCUCAGUUCUGUUCCAAAGAAAGAGGAAGGUUCAAGAAAGAAACUGAGAUCCCACAAGCAACAUAUUAACAGUAACACAGUAACAUAGUACUAACUGCAGCUGCAACUUUUUCCUUUUCCUGAAAAUGACUUGAAACACAUGCAAACUCAAAACACCAUUAAUAAAAUUGAUAAACUCAAUAAAAUGCUACACGCACACUUGUGUGCUGUACACAGAUUUGUACAUAUCACUCUGGAAAGAGCAAAUCUGAAAGAUACAACGAAGAAGCGAAUCUUGUUUAUUUUAGGCAGUUUUAUGUGACGGGAUGAUCAAAAACAGCUGAAGCUACACAAAACGCUGAUAAGAUAUGGAAAGAAAAAAAAGUGCAUCUUUCAGUUCGAUUUCAUCUCCUGCAUUAAAAUGAUCACAAUCAACGUAUGGUGUCAUCUGUCCAUCUAAUCUUUCUGCAUGUGAUUUAUUUAGUUAUAUCCUGAAUGUACUUGUUUAACAUUGAAAUAAUAAUAACAAUAAUAAUUAUAAUGAAAAAAAAUACAACGCUAUUUUAAAGAAGUAUAUUUGAAAAAAAAAAAAGCUAAUUGUCUUAACUGGUACUGACCUAAUAUAAAACUGGGCUGUGCUUUUAUUGCUUGCCCUAUUAACAUGUUGUAAAAAAAAGACACUGUACUGGUAGUUCUGUUUGAUUCUUUCUUUCU
Messenger RNA from Pundamilia nyererei, 16887 nucleotides. RefSeq names its product microtubule-associated protein 1Ab (gene map1ab). The transcript has 7 exons. Bases 114 to 12857 code for a protein of 4247 amino acids. Gene Ontology annotation, molecular function: microtubule binding; actin binding. Lineage: Eukaryota; Metazoa; Chordata; Actinopteri; Cichliformes; Cichlidae. The record is from RefSeq and is a predicted model, not a curated record. Gene Ontology annotation, biological process: regulation of microtubule depolymerization; microtubule cytoskeleton organization; dendrite development. Gene Ontology annotation, cellular component: microtubule; neuronal cell body; microtubule associated complex.